This is a messenger RNA of Fukomys damarensis (Damara mole-rat), 4411 nucleotides long. RefSeq names its product N-terminal EF-hand calcium binding protein 2 (gene Necab2). The transcript has 10 exons. Lineage: Eukaryota; Metazoa; Chordata; Mammalia; Rodentia; Bathyergidae. Bases 3330 to 4241 code for a protein of 303 amino acids. The record is from RefSeq and is a predicted model, not a curated record. Gene Ontology annotation, molecular function: calcium ion binding. Gene Ontology annotation, cellular component: cytoplasm. Gene Ontology annotation, biological process: regulation of amyloid precursor protein biosynthetic process.
GGACUGCACCCUGUCCUGAGGCUUCAGGGACAGGGGUCAGGGAAGGUGACAAGGACAAGACUCGGGACAGAAGACCUUGUUCCUCAGUUUCUCCUUCUUAACAGUCCCCACUUAGCAGGACGCCCUGGAGGAUUCCGGGAACUGGGGCCUGGCUGGCACGGAGCACUUGGGGUACUUCUGGUGCUAGGGACUGCUCAGGGGUGCAGGCUGCCUCACUGCAGGCCCUUCCUAGACUAGCGCACACCUAGCAUGCAGACCUGAUGCAGCCCUGUCCUGGCCCCUCCUGGUGACCCCGAAGAACGUGGGUGACCUGCCCGAGGGUGGCCGGCCGAGGAGCAAAGUCCAGGCUGCCUCCAAGACCCCCGCCGCAUCCCCCUAUCCCUCGGUCCUCCAAGCAGUGAGCAGCGCGUGGUGGUGGCCCCAGGACUUAUGGCACCUCCAGUCCUCUGGUCUUUGGGAAGACUGCAGCCCCCCGGAAGGCUGGUUCCCACCUCACAAGGAGGGAUGAAAGCAGACAGUGACACACCAUGCUCAACAGUUAUUUCUGGGUUCAGUGCAUCCCUGCGGACUUCAGCCAAAGCACGGUUCCUCUGUAGGCCUCAGUUUCUCCAUCUGUAAACUGGGGUGUUAACACCUGCCCAGCUGACUGCCAUGGGCUCCCAUCACCCGUCUCCAGGGGUUCCAGUUGGUGGGAGGGGCAGGUACACAUCUGUGCUGGACUCAGUGCAGGGCCCUCCCUGACCCCAUCCUUGGGGCCUGGGCUGAAGGGCCACCAGCAGUGAGUCUGUGGUGCAAAGGCGAAGUGAGAGGAGGGAUUGGCGUUGUCCCGCUUCGAUGCCACCUCCCUGUGGCUGAUUCCAGAUCUGGCUGCUGUGUCUGUCAGCUGUCAUCUCAGUGGCUGACCGUGGCGCCUCUGUGCCCUGCCGCGGGGCCUCUGACUUCUGCAGCAUUGCGUGGGUGGCGCCUGUCCCCUUGGGCACACAUGGGUGAUGGCCUCUCUGGCUACCUCAGCCCUGCCAGGCUCCUCCCACCCCCUGAGCGCAGCUGCAGGCACCCCCACUUCAUUUCCGCAGCCCCCACGGAGGCCGGGCCCGCUCCUCCUCCUGGGGCCUGCUGCCCCUCAUGUCUGUGGGUGGUUGUCACUGAGGUUAACGUGGGCCUGACAUCCUGCUACCAGCAGGAGUUGGGGGGCCCUAGGCCUCUGGGAGGUGAGGCAGGCUUCCUCCUCUGGCCCUCACAGGGACCGUGCUGGGUUCACCUGGAGCCCCGCUGCCUGGGUUCACAUCCCAGCGCAGCCCCUUACGCAGUGAUCUCAGCCUCCGUCUGUAGAUAGUUAGCGUCAGCACCUGUGUCCCGGGCUGUCCGAGAGGAGCUCGUGACUGUGAGCCUGGGGGCGUGGGGCCUUGGAGGGGCGCAGCUGUCUGCAGUCUGGCUCCGCCCCGGAGCACCUGUGCACACCAGGGCAGGCGUGGCCCUUCUCCAGGCACAGGCCCUCUGCUUUGCCCAGGGGGAAAAAGCCAGGCCAGCAGCGGGCAGGUGGUCACCUUUAGGGGACAGCAGUAGCAGCAGAUGCUGAGCGGUCACCAAGGUUAAAAUAUGGUGUGGGAGUGGACAGUUCACAAAACUGCAAGUAGGUGUGAGAACAGGUGUGCACCCAGGUGCCCGCGUGGCUGCAGAUACACACACGCCCACGAAGUGCCCACAGGAGGACAGAGGCCUCGGGGAUUAAAGGGGCAAGGAUCAGGCUGGCCUGGCGGGGGCUUGGCCGAGGUAGCCCUGGGCCAGAGGAAGCUACAGCGAGGGCCUUGCCCGGCAGCCCACGUGGACCCCAGAAACCGGCACAGCAGCUGGCAGAGGGGCAGGGGCCACCCCCAUAGCUGCCGGGCUCUCAGCAUUUGAAAGGUCCCCGAAUCAUGAAUCAGCUGUGCAUGCUUGUUAGCAGAAGAACCUGGGAAGGCUCUGCCGGGAUCUGGGUGGAGGUGGGAGUGCUGCCCGCUUGGCUCCGAUAAUUGGACUCAGGCCUGGGCGGAGAUGUUUGUCCCUCAUUAGCUCUAGGGGUUCAUUAGCCCCAUGGCCGGCGUGAAAGGUAAAUGUCAGCUAAAGGGCUUUGUGCUCUGGGCCUGCGCGCCUUUGUCUGCCUGUUCUCCUGGGGUGCACAGGGGACCCAGGUGCCAGGACAGACAGGAGGAGGUGGAGGGAGCCCGGGCCUGCGGGGAGGCCCCGCUGUGCAGGGGCCAGGCCUGGGGAGCAGCCGCAGCACACACCUGCUGAGCCCAGGCUUGGCCGCCCACCCCCACGUGGGACCGACCCCAGCUGUCCCUUUCCACGGAGGGAGGGGAGCCAGAGGCCUCGCCGCAGGGUCCUGCCCCAAGUGGCUGGAGCGACGGGGCUCACACUGUAACCUUGGGAGUUGGUUCGGUGACCCCUCGUGAGGUGGAGUGACGGUGCUGCCCGUGGUGUGCGAAGGGGCCCUGGAGGGGAGCGUGUGGUGCCGAGGGCAGGCGGAGACCCGGGAGCUGGCCGAAGUCAGCAGCCCAGGGUGGUGGCUCCUGCGUCACUGUGACCUUUAGCCGCCUGGCUUGGCGGUCCUGUCUGACUCCGACCCGCGAGGUGGUGCUGGGCCCAGCACAGAGGGGGCUCCACGGGACUCGGGCUGGGUUGGGGGUGAUUCCCUGCAAGUCCCUCGGGAAGCAGAGUGUGCACCCGUCCCACACCCACCGGCUUGGGCCUGUCUCACCUGUGGGGUUCCUUUAGGCCAGUUACUGAAGCUGGCCUGCUUUAAACCGCGUACCCUGGUGGUCUCCAGAGUAAACGAGAGCAUUCCUGGCUGGGAGCAGGUACUCUGUGUGUGUUGAAUGACUGUAAGAUAUCUGGUGUGCAGCGAGCGCCCACCAGCAAGCUCCGGUAGCACCUGUUGGCUUGGGGAGUCACCUGCUUGUGAAAUACCUGAGUGAAUGCAUCAGUGGAGAGGUUAACUUGGGAAUGGGCUGAGAGGUAGGGAUGAUCUGAAAUGGGGUACGGACUGGGUGUGGUGGUGCACGUAAUCCCAGUACUCUGCAAGGCUGAGGCAGGAGGGUCACAAGUCCGAGCCUAGUGUGGGCACCUUAGUGAUUUAGCAAGACUCUGUCCCAAAAUAAAAUGGCUUGGGGCUGAGUGUGCAGGCUCUGGUUUCAGUCCCCAGUACUGCGAGAGAGAAUGAAACGCAGUGGUGUUCGUCUGUGAGGCUGGAUUGGCUGGCAGGGGUUAUCCCAGCUGGAGCUUAUCUGCCGAUCAGAGCUGCCGGUGGACUGCUUAUCUCCAGCCGCCAGCCGCCUCCCUGUGCCCCGCAGAUGACGGGAAGCUGUCCCUGGAGGAGUUCCAGCUGUUCUUCGCAGAUGGUGUCCUCGACGAGAAGGAGCUGGAGGGCCUGUUCCACACCAUCGACUUGGACAACACCAAAUUACUUUGUGGACCACAUGGGGGACUACGAAGACGUGUUGGCCUCCCUAGAGACCUUGAACCACUCUGUCCUGAAGGCUAUGGGCUACACCAAGAAGGUCUACGAGGGCGGAAGCAACGUGGACCGGUUCGUCACCCGCUUCCUCCUGAAGGAGACGGCCAAUCAGAUCCAGUCGCUGCUCAGUUCCGUGGAGAGUGCCGUGGAGGCCAUCGAGGAGCAGACCAGCCAGAUCCGGCAGGACCAUGGCAAACCCGACCAUGGCACCGUGGAGAGCUGGUAUGGAAGCUCUGCCCCUCCCUACGCCCCCAGCCCCAAGCUUGCGGCCGUGGAACAGGGGAAGAGCCUUCUGCCUGUCCUGGGAGACACGAAGGAGGAGAGUCUGGACGCCCAGAUCAGCCGGCUGGCAGAGCUGAUCGGGAGGCUGGAGACCAAGACCCUCUGGUUUGACCUGCAGCAGCGCCUCUCCGACGACGAUGAAGGCACCAACAUGCACCUGCAGCUGGUCCGGCAGGAGAUGGCCGUGUGCCCCGAACAGCUGGGCGAGUUCCUGGGCUCCCUGCGUCAGUACCUGCGGAGCACCGCCGGAGCUGGGCCCUGCUUCCACAUCGCUGCAGUGAGGCUGGCCGACGGCUGCACUUUCGUCAUCUACGAGUUCUGGGAGACAGAAGAGGAGUGGAAGAGGCACCUGCAGAGCUCCGUGUGCAAGGCUUUCCGGCACGUGAAGGUGGACACGCUGAGCCAGCCGGAGGUCCUGUCCCGCAUCUCUGUGCCAGCUGCGUGGUGCACCGUGGGCCGAGACUGACCACCACCCCCAGCCCCAUGGAAGAGCCUGCUAUCUUGUCCCCUCCUCUUGUAAAGGACGCCCCUCUUUUCUAGACACUUUGGUACACGAGCUGUCUUUUCAAUAUACUUCUAAAGAGGAAGAUGCUUUCCCUGCUGUCAAACACGGAGGAUGACCCUGCCCCGCCUCCA